Messenger RNA from Neltuma alba, 1020 nucleotides. RefSeq names its product boron transporter 4-like. Gene Ontology annotation, cellular component: plasma membrane. The record is from RefSeq and is a predicted model, not a curated record. Gene Ontology annotation, molecular function: solute:inorganic anion antiporter activity. Lineage: Eukaryota; Viridiplantae; Streptophyta; Magnoliopsida; Fabales; Fabaceae. Gene Ontology annotation, biological process: monoatomic anion transport; transmembrane transport; monoatomic ion homeostasis.
AUGGAGAACUUCAAGACGCCCUUCAAGGGUGUAGUUAGUGAUAUCCGAGGAAGAGCCAAGUAUUACAAGGAAGAUUGGAUUUCUGGUAUCUGUUCAGGAAUCGGGAUAUUGGCUCCGACCACCUAUAUUUUCUUUGCUUCUGCUCUUCCUGUUAUAGCCUUUGGAGAACAGAUCGAUAGAGACACAGAUGGAAGCUUGACUUCAGUAGAAGCACUGGCUUCAACUGCUAUAUGUGGAAUCAUACACUCAAUUCUGGGAGGUCAGCCAUUGUUAAUACUGGGAGUUGCAGAACCCACUAUCAUCAUGUACACUUACUUAUACAAGUUUGCUAAAGAUAGAGAUGAUUUGGCACAACUCUUCUUGGCUUGGGCUGCAUGGGUUUGCGUUUGGACAGCUCUGAUGUUGAUUCUGCUAGCAAUAUUCAAUGCGGGAGCCAUUGUUAAUAGAUUCACCAGAAUUGCCGGCGAACUUUUUGGCAUGCUGAUCACAGUCUUGUUCAUUCAAGAGGCCAUCAAGGGAAUGGUGAGCGAGUUUAAGAUUCCUAAACACGAAGAACAAAGCUUAGAGAAGUACAAAUUUCAUUGGCUUUAUGCAAAUGGAAUAUUGGGAAUCAUAUUCACCUUCGGCCUUCUCUUUUCUUCUCUCAAGACCAGAAAAGCUAGAUCAUGGUUGUACGGCACAGGAAAGUUAAGAAGUUUCUUGGCAGACUAUGGGGUUCCUUUAAUGGUGGUAGUGUGGACAGCUUUGUCUUUCACAGUACGCAAACUUCCCUCUGGAGUCCCUAGAAGGCUCUUUGCCCCUCUUGCUUGGGAAUCUUCUUCUUUACACCAUUGGACAGUAAUCAAAGGACAUGGGAAGGUUCCACCUGCAUAUAUUUUGGGUGCUAUUAUCCCUGCAUUGAUGAUUGCGGGUCUUUACUUCUUCGAUCAUAGCGUUGCUUCUCAAAUGGCACAACAGAAGGAAUUCAAUCUCAAGAAGCCUUCUGCUUAUCAUUAUGACGUGUUGCUUCUAGGAUUCAUG